Molecule: messenger RNA, 629 nt
Organism: Octodon degus (degu)
Lineage: Eukaryota; Metazoa; Chordata; Mammalia; Rodentia; Octodontidae
Product: ral guanine nucleotide dissociation stimulator-like
Exons: 4
Coding region: 1-528 (175 amino acids)
Source: RefSeq, a predicted model, not a curated record
AUGCGGGGUGAGAAUGGAGGGGACUUCUAUCAAGGCUGUUUCUUUUGGGAGCUGAGCUCUUUCUUAUCCAUUACGGUUUCCACGCUUGAGCUCUGCCUUUUGCUACCAACUCAGGGCACAAAUGAGAUCGCCCCGAAGGUGGAGGACGCCUGCAGUGUGAGGAAAUUGGAACCCGGCACACUGGAGAAACUGGUGAACUACCUGGUGCCUGCCCAGCGCUGCGGAGACCCCUUCUUCGUGCCUGCAUUCCUGGCCACCUACAGGCGGUUCGCCACCACGGGGCAGGUGCUGGAUCUGCUGUUCCACAGGUACGAGUUCUUCCACCCCAACAGUGAGGACGACCAGCAGAACAAGAGUGCUCUGAGCUCCUUCCUGGAGACCUGGUUGCGGCAAUACCCAGGAGACUUUUGCCAGGGACCAGACCUGGCCUGUGUGAAGCAGCUCAUAACCUAUGCAUUAAUCAACCUUCCAAAUUCGGAAAUUAUCUCUGAAGUGUGCAGACUUCUGACCCAACGUGAAACCCACUAAGAGCUGUUCAUCUGGCUGCAGGACAGCUCAGGACACCACAACUUGCAGGGAUCCAGUUGUCUUAUUCCUAGUCCCUUGCCUACAAAACUCAUGUGUGUGUG